AUGCAAAGUAGAAAUGAAGUAGCAGAUAUGGUGUUAAUGAAAAUCCUUUCAAAACUUGCAAGUAAGUCUGUGAUACGCUUCAUGAACGUUUGUAAAUCUUGGCGUUCUUCUCUUGGAACUCCUUAUUUUUGGACUCAACAUCAACAUAAUGGUCUCAAAAGCAACAAGCUCCGUCUCCUCAUCAAAUGCUACCAUCAAAAUGCCCAUUCUAAAACCACUUAUUUCUCUGGUCUUUCAACUGAAAAGAGUGAAAACUUUUCGGUGAAACGAAACAUUCAUAUUCCCUACUUUGAGAAUCUUAAGGAUCAAUAUUCUAUUCAUGGUCAAUGUAAUGGGCUGCUGUGUUUGCACAACCAUGAUGAUAUUGCCAUUUGGAACCCAUCAACAAGGGAAAUUACAAUCCUUCCGCCACCUCCAAUGCAACUCGAUCCUGUUUAUGAUGUAAAUCUUUUGAAUGUUGGGUUUGAUUAUAAAACGAAUGACUACAAAGUGCUGAGGAUGUUCCAAAAAAUUUCUCCACAAAAGUUGUUGUCGACCAUGCUCACUUUCGGAGAUUUUGACUUGCAUGUUCUUUCAUUGGACUUGGCAGAUGAAAAGUUUUCAACACUCCUUGCUCCAUACCAUGAUUGCUUUCUAAUACAUAAAUGGAAUUUUUUCGACUUUUCUGGAUCGCUUGGUGUUAUUUUCAGAAUAGAUCGAAGAGCUAAAUCCAAUUUUGAAAGUUGGGUAAUGAAAGAAUCAUGGAGUAAAGUGUUAAAUAUUGAAUCUAUUUAUGGAGUUGAUUAUCCCAUGGGGUUUUGGAAAAAUGGUGGAUUGUUUUUUUCUGGCUCGAAUAAUGAACUAUUGUUGUUUGAUCCUAAUGUUGGAGAGUUUGAAGGUCUUGGUCCAAUCAAUGGAAGACCAGACAUGCAUGGGAGCACAUAA
This is a messenger RNA of Gossypium raimondii (Peruvian cotton), 924 nucleotides long. RefSeq names its product putative F-box protein At3g10240. Gene Ontology annotation, molecular function: protein binding. Lineage: Eukaryota; Viridiplantae; Streptophyta; Magnoliopsida; Malvales; Malvaceae. The transcript has 2 exons. The record is from RefSeq and is a predicted model, not a curated record. The coding region runs from base 1 to 924 and encodes 307 amino acids.